GCAGGCAGAGCUCUACAACCAAAACUAGCUAAUUGAGUUCACCUCUGCUUGCUAUAAGUGACCUUCUGCCUCCCAGUUCCUGAAUCAUUAUCUUUCUUCACUUGUAAUCUUGUUUUCCCAUUUGACACUUUGCUCCCAAAAUCAAGCUUUCCCUUUAUUUAUAUUGCUUGGGGAAGGAGAAAUGGAGGAGUCUAACAAUUAUGACCACCAACAUCCCCUGCUUCUUAUCUUGAACCAAGAGCAGCUGAUCGACUAUCAAAGUGGUGUAACUGAUUGCUCCAGGUGUGGGGAGAAGGUGUCUGCUCCAUGUUUUUGCUGUGCGCAGCACUGUGGGUUUUAUCUUCACAAGAUUCAGAUUCAGAUUCAGAUUCAGAUUCAGAUUCAGAUGGAGAGUGCAUUUGCGAGUGCAUUUGCGAUUUCUGUGAUGAAAGAUGUGAGGAAUUCAUUUAUCACUGCUGUUGCGGAUUGGACUUUCAUAUUAAAUGUGCUUUGUUUACAUUUAAUAUUGCCGAGAAUAAUUUGAAAGAGCUUGAGCAUGUUACCCUUCAACAUCCUUUGAUUUCCACUGAAAAUGGUACUGAAGAACUUGAAGAUGUUAGCAAGUGCCUUGGAUGUUGGGAACCAUUAGCAAAGUAUACACACUUUUCUCCUGAUUGUGGAUUUAAUUUACAUGAGAAAUGCACUAAGCUUCCUUUCAAGCUGAAUCAUGUGUGGCAUCGCAAGCAUCCUCUUGUUCUACAAUUUAAUAGCCAACGGCUCUCUUGCAAGAUAUGCGGAGAAACCAGUCGAAUGGGUAGCGGAUUUGUUUAUGGUUGUUCUGCUUGUAAGUUUGUUGUUCACAUUGAAUGUGCAUCACAAUCACCAUUACAAGUUAUUAAGAGUACAAAUCAUGAACAUCCAUUCACCGUGUUUUUGAGACAAGUUCCAUUCACUUGUGAUGCGUGUGGCACCGAAGGAAAUCAUGUUGCCUAUACAUGUGGUACAUGCAAUAUUAUAAUCCAUAAAAAUUGCAUUUCAUUACCUCGCAUUAUCAAAAGUAAGUGGCAUGACCAUCGCCUUCUUCACACAUAUUUCCAUCACAUAGAAGAUUUUAGAGUUUUGGAUUGCAUAAUAUGCCAUGAUGAAGUCAAUACAGAGCAUGGUAGUUACUAUUGUUCAAAGUGCACUGUUAUAUUUCACGUGAAGUGUGUAAUGAAGGAUAAAGAUUCAUAUGAAAUAGUAGAAAAUGAAGAUGAGGAAUCUCCUGAUGAGUCUGUCAGCUCCAUAACCAAGGUUCUUGAAAGGAAUGAUGCUGGAGAAGCCACAGUAAUACAACAUUUCAAGCAUAUUCAUUACUUAAUAUUAAGUGACAGAGUAGGUGAGUAUGAUGAUAAAUGUUGUGAUGGGUGCUUAUUACCGAUCGUGGCUUCAUUUUACUACUGUACACUGUGUGAUUUCUUUCUCCAUAAAGUUUGCGCCGAGUUACCAAAAGUAAAGCAUGUUUGGCAUCAUCGUUGCCGACCAGCAUUAGUCCUUACUUCGAAUGAAGUAUUUGAGUGUGUACGAUGUCUUUGCUUGUCUAAUGCUUUUGCCUAUAAAUGUGAAGAAUGUGAGCAAUGUACAUGCCUUCGAUGUAUAAUUGCUCUUACACCUGGUGCUCGCACUUGUCUAGGACAUAAACACCCUCUUCUUUUCUACACCGAAUAUAAAGGGCGAUGUGUUGCUUGUGGAAAGGAUGAUAUCACAGGGUUGUUCCGUUGUAAGGAUUGCAAUUUUUCUUUGGAUCAUAAAUGUUUUUCGUUGCCUAUUAGAUCCCAACACAGAAAUGAUAAACAUCUUCUUUCACUUGCUUCUCAUGAUGAUAACAGAUAUUCAGAAAGUCAUUUUUGUGAUGUAUGUGAAGAGCGUCGAGAUCCAAAUCUUUGGUUUUACCAUUGUGCAAUAUGUGAUACUUCUGCUCAUGUCAAUUGUGUCCUUGGUGAAUAUCCGUUCAUCAAACUUGGGAGUACCGUUAAAGUAAUAGAAGAUGCACAUGAGCACCCUCUCACUUUUGUUAAGAAGAUUUAUGACUAUCCGAACUGCAGAUAUUGUGGUGAGCGCUGUUUAGAUUUCGCUCUCGAAUGUACUGGAUGCAACUUCAUUGCCCAUAAUAGGUGUCCACGAUACAAUUGCACUUCUUCAGAUUCGGAGGAAUAAGGUGGCGGUGAGGUGACUAUACUCCAAAACUACCACUUUUCUAAUAGGCAGAGAACACAAAGUAUGGUCCCGACUUUAUUACAUGUAAUGCUGAUUGUAUUUAUAAUGCAAAAUUUAGAGUAUGUUUUAAGUUGGAAUUUGUGUGUUAUUUUCUUUAAAUUUAUGCAUGCAUGCCUUGUUAAGGUUUUUCUUACAUACAGUAAAUGUGGUGGAUGCUUUGGAAAGUUCUAUUUUGAUAAA
Molecule: messenger RNA, 2415 nt
Organism: Gossypium raimondii (Peruvian cotton)
Lineage: Eukaryota; Viridiplantae; Streptophyta; Magnoliopsida; Malvales; Malvaceae
Exons: 2
Coding region: 307-2175 (622 amino acids)
Source: RefSeq, a predicted model, not a curated record